AUGUCUACUGAUAGUACGCCUAUUACCCUUUGGUGUCUCGAAUACAGAAGUAAUUCCUUCUCCAUUACCAUUGGAAAUAAUAAUUCUAUUUUUGAUCUAAAGAAAGCUAUCUUUGAGAAGAUUAAUGUACCUGACAACGUAAAAGCUAAAAACCUUUGUUUAUGGAAUGUUAAUGUUGAGGAAAGUCAGUUGGAGAGCAACACCCCUGAUGAUUUAAUGACUGUUGAAAAUGAAAUAAAAAUCGCAUCGCAAAAAGUUGGCAACACAUUCUAUGGAGUUCAAGAUAAUAACAUUCGAGUUAUCGUUAAAGUUCCUGUUGCCAUCGAGCAACUCGAUGCAUCAGUGUUCGUUGACAGAAGUGGCAUAAUCUGCAAAGAGCUUUUAAAAAAAUUCGACAUUAUCCCAAAUAAAGUAGAAGAACUUAAAACUCUUAUUGAUGCACCGCUUCUACGAAAACUGCCUGUAACUUCGGAUGAGGAGAUAAUGUUUCCUGAUAUAAGCAAUUAUGUCUGCACAACACAAGGAGAACGACGAAGUGCUAUUGCGAAGAUCAACAGCAAUCUGUUUACAAUUGAUACGAAAUUCUCAGGCAAAUCUGAGAGCAUGUUACACCAUCCGAUAGAUUCCAUGAUUAGAAUCCCACUCGAAAAUUUUAAUAAAUACCUUGGAGGGUCUUUACCUAUUGAUAUUGAUCGGGAUAAAUCAGAUUCAGGAUCAACUACGAAAGGUACGCAAAGGCCCAAUUUUCUAUGCUGGAUAAAAAAAUUACUUAUUUUUAAGGGUGAAGAGAAGGCAAAUGUUGGUGAUUUUGACACAGCAAGAAUUGAAUUAGUAGAGAAGUUCAAUGUACUUGAUCCUAUAUUCUUCGGUAAUAUUAAAUUUUUGAUCUGCUAUGCUGCAGCAGGAUCGAAUGUGCAAUUCUAUGCAAUUGAUGGCUCAAAAGAAACUGUGAAAAAUCCAAACCAACUAAUGCCACUUACCGGUGUACUUAAUUCUAUCAACCUUGUGGAUCGAAUUACUAUUCUCCGCACGACUGUAAAUAUUGCGCGCAUCAUGUUAACAAUAAGUGACAACAUUACCGACAUGAUCAUACCUCUCGGAAAGAAACAGAAGUUACCCGGGCUUGUCCAGAUCAAGGAAGACCCUCUCUUUAUCCAAGAUCAAAGAAUGUAUAAAGUUAAAAUGACAACUCAAGGUAUCCCUUGCAAACUGAAUAAUGAGAAUGACGUACGGGAAAUGACGAAAUGUGUUCUCACCGGGCUAGCCAGAUUACAUGCAGGAAGAUACGUUCAUCGUGAUAUCCGGAUACCAAACAUCGUGUUCGUUCCUGAACAUCAUGACAACUUUAGAUAUGUCCUCAUUGAUUUCGAGCAUGGAGGCAUGAACAAACAAAAGCCUGGUGAAAAUUUGAAUGGCUGGGAUGCAAAUACGCUCACGAAAUCUGGCCACUAUGUAUACUUAUCAGAAAUGUACCAGCUGGGAAAGAUGCUAGAAAAGUAUAAUGAUUUGAUGACAGCUGGUGGAAAAGAUUUUGUGAAUCAAUUGAAAUCAAAAAAUUUGACAGCGGAGGAGGCACUUAAACACACAUGGAUCAAUAAUAGUACUACAUCAAUCUAA
Molecule: messenger RNA, 1617 nt
Organism: Rhizophagus irregularis DAOM 181602=DAOM 197198
Lineage: Eukaryota; Fungi; Glomeromycota; Glomeromycetes; Glomerales; Glomeraceae
Source: RefSeq, a predicted model, not a curated record